CAGAGGGUCCCUGGGCUAGAGUGGCCAGGAGGGUGCUGUGUCUCAGCUGCCGCCUUCCUGCUGUGGCCCAGCACCUAUACUUCUGGACUAGGCUGUUGUCCUGGCUAAGAGCACUGCCUGCUCCAGGGUCCCAAAAGUUUCUCCUCCUCCUCUUCUAAGGUCCCUAACCGUUGUGAAUUCAUGUCUGUGUUGGACACGAGCUGGGCUCUCACACUGAAGGGGUGGUGGGCCUAUUUGCAAGUCCCUGUGCAUAUGGCUCCCUGAGGCACAGGGUGGCUGCAGCUCUAGAGGUAAGAGCAGGCACAGGGCCCCCUCCUCUGUCCUCUACCACGUUUCAUCCACACCAGGGCCAGUGGACUCCGAGACUUUGGGUUUAGCUUGUCUGUGCCGGCAGAAGUCGUGCGUGGGCUCUGGCCAGUGUGUGUGUGUGGAGACCUCUGCCCUGUGGCACAGCCCGAGGUGUUGUGCUAUGGCCCUGCAGGGGCUACUGGUUCUCAUGUCUUAUAUCAUACAGGCUUGUUGAACCUUCCGUUGGCAUCCCAGGGGACAGCCACAGCAUCUGCAUGGGGAAGACUGCUGCUACUGAGGGCCAAGCCCCCAGGCACACCCCGCUAGGCUGUCUGGUCUUGAGGGGACAAGUGCCCCACAGAGCUGUGUGUGCAGGUCUCCUCUGGGCACUGAGCCUCUUAGUGUCCCCUCAGCAUGCCCAUGGCCACCUCCUGUUUGGGCGCUUGGGCAGACAGGCUGCAGAAGUUGAUCGCCAGUAGCUCGUGGAAUCUCAGCAGUGCCUGUUUCAGAGUCUGUCAGGAAGGCUUAGCUGAGCACAGAAGGAUAUGAUUUGUCAGGUGACAUUUGACCAGCUGUCCUUGCUGAUGAAAGAACCUCACUGUGUCAGAAGAGUGGCAAUGGUGAAGCCAGAGGGCUCCAAGGCAGCAUUAGGCCUCCCUGUCUCUCCUGAGAGAGACCCCGCAGUGUGCCUGUAGCACCAUACAUCGGGCUUGGCUCUCAUGUAGCCCAGCUGAUAUCAGGGCAAGGGGCAGCAAGUCAGGGCGGAGCUAGGUGUUCAGAAAUACUCACAGUGUGAUGAGCCAUGAGUUCUGAAGUAUCUUUGUGUCUGUCCCCACUCCAUGAGCUGUGGUAGGUCUGCGUGACUGCCCUCAUUCCAUGUGUUGCAGGGCAAUCCUCGUGAGACUAGAAGCAUGCAGCCACCCCGUGGUGAUGAAGGGCUUGUGUGCUGAGUGUGGCCAGGACCUGACCCAGUUGCAGAGCACAAAUGGGAAGCAGCAGGUACCAUUGUCAACGGCAACUGUGUGCAUGGUGCACAGUGUGCCAGAGCUGAUGGUGAGCUCUGAGCAAGCUGAGAAGAUAGCAAUGGAAGACCAGCAGCGACUGCAUCGGAACAGGAAGCUGGUGCUCAUGGUAGACCUGGACCAGACCCUGAUCCACACGACGGAGCAACACUGCCCCCAGAUGUCCAACAAGGGCAUCUUCCACUUCCAGCUGGGCCGGGGCGAGCCGAUGCUGCACACACGCCUGCGGCCGCACUGCAGAGACUUCCUGGAGAAGGUGGCGCGGCUGUACGAGCUGCAUGUAUUUACCUUCGGCAGCCGGCUGUACGCACACACCAUCGCAGGCUUCUUAGACCCUGAGGCGAAGCUUUUUUCUCAUCGCAUAUUGUCAAGGGAUGAGUGCAUCGACCCAUUUUCUAAAACAGGAAACCUCAGGAACCUCUUUCCGUGUGGAGACUCAAUGGUCUGCAUCAUUGAUGACCGCGAGGAUGUCUGGAAGUUUGCCCCCAACCUGAUCACUGUGAAGAAGUACGUGUACUUCCCAGGCACCGGCGACCUGAAUGCACCCCCAGGACCCCGGGAACCUCAGGCCCGAAGGAGAGCAAACCCUUCUGGUAAAGGGACUGACAUCGCUGAGCCUGCCUUGCCUGGGAAGGAUUCUGAGGAGGGAAGGCACCUUCCUGGAAUGGAGCCGAGCAACGGCCUUGGAAAGCCUGCGAAGGAGCUGAACGGUGGCGAGGCCAUGCCAGGAGCCUCAGAAGGCAUGUCCCGCCUCGGGAAGGCCGAGGGCCUGGACGCCUGGCCCCCUGGCCCGCGGGGAGGUCGGACCUCAGCUGGAACACAGCCUGCUCAGGGUGCCCCGGGCACAGACUUGGAGUUUGUCCUGUCCAGUGACAGCGAGAGCAGUGAGUCCGAGGCCUCUGCCUCAGCAGGGGGUGGUGAGAAGAGGGAUGGGAAGAAGCCAAAAGCCCUGCGUGAUGGAGUAAGGGUGCUGCCGCAGGGAGGCACCCCCGACCCAGGCGGGGGCAAGCCCUCAGGCCCUACCCACACGGGUGAGCUUCCACCUAGCACCCUGGAUAUGCCCGAGGAGGGCGAGCAGGGCAGCCUCUGUGGCCUGGGCAAUGGCUGUGCUGACAGGAAGGAGGCGGAGACCGAGUCGCAGAACAGUGAGCAGUCGGGCAUCACCGCCGGCGAGUCCCUGGACCAGAGUGUGGAGGAGGAAGAUGAAGAGGAAGACACGGAUGACGACGACCACCUCAUCCACCUGGAGGAGAUCCUGGCCCGCGUGCAUGCCCACUACUACACCAAAUACGACCAGUACCUGAACAAGGAGGUGGAAGAGGCUCCAGACAUGCGCAAGAUCGUGCCGGAGCUCAAGAGCAGGGUGCUGGCCGGCGUUGCCAUUGCAUUCAGCGGCCUGCACCCUGCUAACUUCCCCGUGGAAAAGACCCGGGAGCACUACCACGCCACGGCGCUCGGCGCCAAGAUUCUCACCCGGCUGGUGCUGAACCCUGACGCCCCUGACAGGGCCACACACCUGAUCGCGGCACGGGCCGGCACGGAGAAGGUACGCCAGGCUCAGGAAUGCCGCCACCUGCACGUGGUCAAUCCCGACUGGCUGUGGAGCUGCCUGGAGCGCUGGGACAAGGUGGAGGAGCAGCUCUUCCCACUCCGGGACAGUGAUGCCAAGGCACAGCGGGAGAAUAGCCCACCGGCCCCUCCAGACAAGCAGGCUGUGCCUCCAACUGCCCUACAUCACCCGGCGCCCGUUCACGCUAAGGCCCCACCUGGCCCUGAGGUUCGGAUCUACGACUCCAAAACAGGAAAGCUCAUCAGAACUGGGGUGCAGGGCCCUGGGGCUGCACCCUGCAGCACCCUGCCCGCCCGUGGCGAGCCCUCUGCCUUCAGAGCUGCUCAGACACUCCAGCCACAGAUGUUUGGUGGAGCAGUACCUGACGUGUGCGAUGGGGAGCACCCUGGCCCUUCCCGGAGAAAGCGACAGCCUAGUAUGUCGGAGACCAUGCCGCUGUACACCCUCUGUAAGGAAGACUUGGAGAGUAUGGACAAAGAGGUUGAUGACAUCCUUGGAGAAGGCAGUGAUGACAGCGACAAUGAAAAAAAGAAGCCGGAUAGCCAGGAGGAGGGGCCAGAGGGGCGACACCCACCCAUGAAGCAGGAGCCCUGGGGGGCCCGCAGGGAGCAGCCCCUCCGGUCAUCUGCAUGCACUGAAAGGACGGGGACCAGCCCCCGGGGACCCAGAGGCCACAAGAGGAAGCUGAGUGAGGACAACGCUGCCAGCGACUCCAGCAGGGGGUCCAGCGACGCGGACGGGGAGGGCAGCAGCUCGGAGGCAGACGAGAUGGCCGCAGCCCUUGAGGCGGAGCUCAACGACCUCAUGUGACUGCGGGCUGUGCCAGGGACUGGGGACUGUGCUGGCUGGCAGCCACCAGGCCAGCGUUCGCUGCCCCCUUUCUCAGAGACAUACAGUCGCAGAGCUCUACGUGCAGAAACACAUUAUUUUGCAGAAAUGGGUGUUUUUAAGAAGUUUUACUACAAAGUACAGGAAAGUCUACUUUUUUAAGUGAGAGGGCGUACUCACCCAGUACCCCCUGUGCGGUGAGCUGCUCCUGGCCUCUGCAGCUAGAGGGGUGUAGCACAGCACUGUUGGGGGCCACCAGCCACUGGGCAGAGCUGCACGCAGCCAGGAGCAGGCUUCCCUCCGCCACCUCCCCUCUGCACGGAGGCCUGAUGUAAAGUUUUGUAUAUCUUUUCAUACUGGAUCCACCAUGCAGAUCUUCUCUCAUUUAAUAAAAACUCUUUUCAUA
Messenger RNA from Ochotona curzoniae (black-lipped pika), 4114 nucleotides. RefSeq names its product CTD phosphatase subunit 1 (gene CTDP1). Gene Ontology annotation, molecular function: RNA polymerase II CTD heptapeptide repeat phosphatase activity. Lineage: Eukaryota; Metazoa; Chordata; Mammalia; Lagomorpha; Ochotonidae. Gene Ontology annotation, cellular component: nucleus. The transcript is spliced from 12 exons. The record is from RefSeq and is a predicted model, not a curated record. Bases 1165 to 3690 code for a protein of 841 amino acids.